AUGUCCAAACAAUUACAACCCCAGAUAUCAGUAGUAGUGGCUGCGCUUAAACCUUCAUAUGGUAUAGGUUAUAAAGGCUCUUUGCCAUGGAAAUUGAAAAAAGAAAUGGCCUUUUUUAAAAGAGUCACAACAAAUACAAUUGAUUCAUCCAAAAGAAAUGCAGUGAUUAUGGGUAGAAAAACUUGGGAUUCAAUACCGACUAAAUUUAGACCUUUGCCCAAUAGAUUGAAUGUCAUAAUAUCUAGAUCUUAUCCUAAUGUAAAUAUUGUUGAUGAAAAUGUAAUUCAAGUAAAUUCAAUUGAAGAAUCUAUUGAAGUAGUUAAAAACCAAAAGAACAUUGAAAAUAUCUUUAUAAUCGGUGGGGCUGAAAUAUACAAUGCAUUUAUGAAUACUAAAAAUCUAGUUGACAAUUUGCUUAUAACAGAGAUUGAGAAUUCAAAUGAAGUGAUUGAAAUGGAUACCUUCUUAAAUUUUGAUGCUGAUAAAUGGGAGAAACAAUCAAAAACGAAAUUAAAUUCAUUCAUAAAUGAAGAAGUCGAGGAUGACAUAGAAGAAAACAAUUUCAAAUAUAAUUAUACGCUAUGGCAAAAAAAGAAUUAA
This is a messenger RNA of Lodderomyces pseudojiufengensis, 600 nucleotides long. It is a transcript of the gene DFR1, whose product is annotated as dihydrofolate reductase. Gene Ontology annotation, molecular function: dihydrofolate reductase activity; NADP binding. The record is from RefSeq and is a predicted model, not a curated record. The coding region runs from base 1 to 600 and encodes 199 amino acids. Gene Ontology annotation, cellular component: mitochondrion. NCBI's taxonomy places the organism in Eukaryota, Fungi, Ascomycota, Pichiomycetes, Serinales, Debaryomycetaceae. The transcript has a single exon. Gene Ontology annotation, biological process: glycine biosynthetic process; folic acid metabolic process; dihydrofolate metabolic process.